Messenger RNA from Phaethon lepturus (White-tailed tropicbird), 2956 nucleotides. It is a transcript of the gene RBM44, whose product is annotated as RNA binding motif protein 44. Lineage: Eukaryota; Metazoa; Chordata; Aves; Phaethontiformes; Phaethontidae. The record is from RefSeq and is a predicted model, not a curated record. The annotation marks the transcript as partial. Gene Ontology annotation, molecular function: RNA binding. The transcript has 12 exons.
AUGGAAUUUGAAAAGAAUAGCUAUGUUAAAAGCAAAAGGAGAUCCUUCAAUCAAACCUCGCAUCUUUUUUCUUACUCUGAGGAAGCUGAGCACACGCUUGUCAGAGACAUUGCAGCAUUGUCAGAGGAAAGCUUACCAUGUUUCAGUUCAUCUUUAGAUGCAGAUAUUGAAAUGUAUAAUAAAAAGAGAAUGAGAAUUUGCCGUGCACGGGUAGAUGAAAGCAAGAAAGAAGCUGAUAUGUUGGGAAGGACACGUGACAAUACACACUUCAACUGCGACGUAUGUGAUGAUUGCAGACAAAGCCAUUUAGGUGAAGAUUCACAGCUGGAGUAUCUCAGUGCUCCCGAGCAAGAUUUUGAUGAUAGGAAUAGCUCAAGUGAGUUUUCUGGGCAAACGGAAACUACAGGUAUCGAAACCUUAAAGCUGACAGAUCCAGUUCAUGAAGCUCCAGGGCGUGGAGUCGCAGAGGAACAAAAUCUCGAUGUGUCAGAAAAUUGUUCUGCUUCUGAGUAUGGCGUAGGUGACCAAACUUGCCCAGAAGCAGCUGUGCCAGAGCUUCCCCGCCCGCUUCAAGACUCUCUGUCUCUGCCAGAUUGCAAUGGCAUGGCUUGUGAUGAUCAGGAAGAGCAGACAGAGUAUCAUAGUCUUGUUUGUGGAAGUAUACUUGAAAGUCAUUCCUGUGUGAGUAAAGAAAGUCCAAAUCUGCUUGUAUGUGACAGUUUAGAAAACGGAGAGGUGAAAGACAGCCCCCUGACUGACUGGGAUGGCAUGCUGCCACCCCAAAUGGCUACAAGUGAAGAAGCAUCUGAAAACAGUGAUAGACACAUUCACAGCAUCUCAGCGAAGCAAGACAAUCCUUUACCGUCACCACAGGGAAGGGCCCCUGCAGUAGCCAUGCAAUUUUGCAAACGUGCAGGGGACUCUGAUUUCUACAGUUGUGAAGAAUCUGGCGUGUGUGCACGUGGUACCAGCCGUGUUGACUGCACUGCAAAGGAUCCUGAAAACCAGUUUCCAGUCUCUGCAGUUCUCACUAGCAAGAAUCCCUUUUUUGGGGUGGAAGUUGCAGAUAAAUCCUCCUGUGGAAAUACCAGCUGUCUGAUCUCGGAGUUGGAGCAUCAUGAAAACUUGAAAAAAGUUACCAGUGACUCUACGGUUAACCAGGCUGUUGAUGCAAGUUCUGAUUUUAGAGCUUGCUUUACAACAAGCAGAAGUACCAGUGCUCAGGUUUGUCUCUCAUCCAGGGCUAUUAAUACAGAGAUAACAAUGAUGAACAAAUCUCGACCUGUGGGAUGGCGCCGUGAAACCUGUGCAGAUGUUGCUUGCAAUACAGACUGGUCAUGUGGUCCUGGUAAUACAGAGGAAAUUUGGUCACAGCUUACUGAGAUACCGGAAAAACACUCAGAUGGCAAUACUGCAACAGCUGAAAGAAGUUCAAAAAUUCAGGAACAGCCGGAAUCAAAAAAUGAGCUUUGGAGCAGCAAUUUAAAGAUAAGCACUGACAGGCCGGUACACCUUGACAAACAAGCUGUGAAGAAUUCUGCAUCAAGCUACUGUCAAAAAAUACUGCAGAGAGCCAUUGAAGCAGAAUUGCAGGUUCUAACCACUCAUUAUCAGAUGUGCUAUCAGCACUGCUUGAAGAUUUACAAACUGGCUUUGGAGGAAAAUGCAUGUUUUAGCAGGCAUUUGAUCUUAUUUUCUUGUACAUAUUUUAACAGAUCUAAUGGAAAUACCAAAUUACGUCCAUCUCUUAUGUUGGUUUUGGAAGAGCUAAAAAAGAAUUACAAUAGCAUGAGAAUGAAAAUAAAAAUGGGCAUACCUUUAAAUGCACUUCCACCGCUAUCAGUUGAGAUGAAGUUGUUUUCAAUCUCCUCUUCUUAUGUCCCAUGCAAGGACAAUCCACAGACUGUAUGUUUAACUGAUGGCGGUCAGCCAAGUGAUUCUACUUUCUCCAAGACAUUUGGAGAACAACAUAAAGAUCAGGACGUGGAACAUGGCUGUGUGAAAAAUGAAGAAGGGAAUGAAUAUUGGUUUGAUGCUAAGGAGGACUUGACAGUAGCAGAUUUUUCCGUACUAGCUGAAGAAACAAAAAAGCAACAAGAAAAACAAGACACGGUUGAUUUAAGAGAAGCGAAGAUAAUGGAAAGUGGAAAUGAGUGUUCUUUUAUUCGUGUCGGUGGCCUAAGUUCCUCAGUGUCAGAGGACGAUUUAAGAUCGCAUUUCCAGAAGUAUCAGAUUUCUGAUAUUCUUAUCUCUGUGGAUUCUUGUAACUGCAGAUAUGCAUUUCUUUCCUUUGAAGAGACUAAUAAAGCAAAGUUAGCUGUAGAGGAAAUGAACAAGAAAAAAAUAAAAGGAAAACCAGUAAGUGUUGAACUUGUAAAAAAUUCAUCAGAGAACAAAUCUUUGGUUUCCCAAAUACUUACAAGUAAGCUCUGGCAUGAAAACCAGCCUGUUGAUAACAGUCAAAGAAACGAUCAAGAUAAAACACUCACUUCAGCCUCCAAUUCUGUAAAAGCACCUGACGCCACCUCUGCUUCUGAGAAAAUGCAUCUCCUUCCCAUAACUUCUUCCAAAAUUUCUUGCUCUACAAAAGUACCUUCAGAAACAAAGGGCCCUGGUCUGAAAUCAUCUACUGAAGAUUCGGUACAUUUUUUGCUUCGAGUUCAUCAAAAGGAGACAGGAGAAAACUUCCAGCAGAAAACAUCUGCUCCUUUCUCCACUGAUUCAUAUGAUGCCUUUAUUUCUCCUAAUACAUUGAACUUAAGCAGCUUUACCAAAUUAAUGAAGAAACUUCAAGAAAUUCAUCCAGAGGCUAGCAGGGACAAAAUUGUGGAUGCUUUGCUGGAGGUGAGGAAGAAUAACAAAGGUAUCCUAAGCGGAUUGUCCAUCAAUUCUAUUGUGGAAAGGACCUCUGUAAUUCUACGGAAAUCGACCCCCAGAUAUCGGUGGGAAAAACAAU